Aspergillus saccharolyticus JOP 1030-1 is the source of this 1422-nucleotide messenger RNA. RefSeq names its product type II myosin. The transcript has 2 exons. Gene Ontology annotation, cellular component: cytoplasm; actin cytoskeleton; myosin complex. Gene Ontology annotation, molecular function: ATP binding; actin filament binding; microfilament motor activity. Lineage: Eukaryota; Fungi; Ascomycota; Eurotiomycetes; Eurotiales; Aspergillaceae. Bases 321 to 1160 code for a protein of 279 amino acids. Gene Ontology annotation, biological process: vesicle transport along actin filament; actin filament organization. The record is from RefSeq and is a predicted model, not a curated record.
GGUCAGUGCCAGUGACGACGCCGACUGGAGGUGACGCUGCUGGGCUGCUCUUCCAUUUACCGACAACUCUACCUUACCAGGCUACCAGGCUACCUGACUACCUGACGCCCACUCCACUUCUUGUUUCUCUUCAUCUCUAAGUCUCCCCUUCUCACCUCGCAAUCCCUCUUCUGCUUCUCUUCGUCCGACCCCGGCCUGCAUGCUUCGCUAAAGAGGCUACUGGACGCCGAUUGGGCUUUCCUUGUCUUCCAUAUUGCAUUUGUUAUGAAUUACACCGACCUUCUUGUUGUAUAAUGUUUCAUUGUUGAAUUAACGACGACAUGCUUCCCUCUCAAAUAAAUGGCUCCCCCAAACGAGCCAAUCCGUUCAGUCGCGCCUCACCAUCUCCCUCGUCACCUCCCGGUCCGCAGGCGAGAGGGCUGCGCCCCAAGUCGACUGUUGUCACAUCCCCCAGUAGAUUUCAAGAGGCACGAGGACAUUUCCGCAACGCAUCUUCAGUCUCGCAGUCAUCCACUUCCCUGGUUCCUCGGCCCGGCAUCCGUCAGAGGUCGGGCUCGUUAAGGAAUGAUGCUGCAUCCGGGACUUUCGCGCCUGAGUUCAUAAAAACGGAAGAGCUUCGACGGGGUGCCGAUCAAAUCCGAGGACUGGAAGGCGACAAUGACUUCUCUGGGAAUAAAUAUGUCUGGUUGCGUGACCCCGAGAAGGCAUUUGUGCGUGGAUUGGUCUUGGAGGAAGGUGAAGAUGGUCGCUUGCUAGUGCAGACUGAUGAUGGCGAGGUACAUUCGUCCAAUGUUUCGACCUGGGCGCUCUGGCUAACUGUAACGCAGCAACGAGAGGUUGAUGUUGAUCAAGUGGACAAGGUUAACCCGGCAAAGUUCGACAAGGCUGAUGAUAUGGCUGAAUUGACGCAUCUCAAUGAGGCAUCAGUCGUCCACAAUCUGCACACCCGAUAUCAAUCAGAUCUCAUAUAUACAUACUCGGGUCUAUUCCUCGUCACAAUCAACCCGUACUGUCCUCUGCCUAUUUACUCCAACGACUACAUCAAGACGUACAAAGGUCGCAGCCGGGACGAAAACCGCCCCCAUAUAUUCGCUAUGGCGGAUGAAGCGUUCCGGAACUUGGUAGAGGAAGGGGAGAACCAAAGCAUACUGGUUACGUAAGUUGAAUACCACUGGACACCACGGAAGUCAGUUGGAAACUCAUUUUAACAACAAUACCAGCGGUGAGUCUGGCGCCGGUAAGACUGAGAACACCAAGAAGGUCAUCCAAUAUCUGGCAGCCGUUGCGACUACAGAUACGCCCUAUGCCCGGGCAGGAAAUAAGCAUCUGUCAACAUUAUCACAACAAAUCCUUCGUGCGAAUCCGAUCCUCGAAGCGUUCGGCAACGCGCAAACUGUUCGGAACAACAACUCCUCCCGUUUC